Molecule: messenger RNA, 1210 nt
Organism: Effrenium voratum
Lineage: Eukaryota; Dinophyceae; Suessiales; Symbiodiniaceae
Source: the annotation of a GenBank genome assembly
UGGAGGACCUAGUUUGCUUGCUGCGAUUGCCAUGGCGUCAUGGCCUGGGUUCUGCUCUUGGCACAGGCCUUGGAGAUCUCGGGGGCGGCCCAGCUGUGUGUCGUGAAGGAGCACGUGCCAGGCAGCUGUGUGGAGGGCUCCGCCGCGGCCUUCGCGGCCCCGGGGCCCGGGGCCCGGCUGCGCGGCGGCUUGCGCUGGGCCGGCCACGGCUGCGAGUCAGAUCUGCCCUCGCUCUCGGAGCACCGCGCCGCGGAGAUCUUGCUGCUGCGCCGGGGCCGCUGCAGCUUCGCGCAGAAGGCCUCCGUGGCGGCAAGGCGCGGGGCGCUGGCGGCGGCGGUGCUGGACUUUGAGGGGGCGGCGACGGGCCAGGCGGAGGUGCAAAUGGAACUGGUCGCAGGCACUCAAGGUCAGCGGCAUCUUGUGCCUUUGCUGCUGCUUCCCGCUGCAGCUUCCGCCCUGCUGGAGGCCGCAGGUGAUCUCGAGGUGGAGCUCUCCUGGGGCCAACCAGCUGCGGCUGCCACGCUGGACCUCUGGCUGCCCUUCUCCGCUGGCGCUGCGGCGCUCUUGAAGGAGCUGGCGCCCGCCGCAGGCCAACUUGGGGACGCCCUUCAGGUCCGCCCCCACUGGCGAGUUGUGGCGCUCGAUCCGGCCGAGACGGCCGGCGCCGGCGCCGCAAGGCGCUGCGCCCGGGGCCUCUCGGAGCUCUGCGCGGAUUCGGAGACGGGCACGGCCGAGGACUUGGAGCAGGCGGUUCGACUCCACUGCGUCGCGAGACGCCACCCAAAGCUCUGGUGGCAGUACGUGGAGUCGGAGAGCGCCCUCAGCGCGGCGCAGGCGGCGUCCGUGGAGCGCUGCGUGGCCCAGGAGGCAUUGAGCCUUCUGGAGGAUGACCGGGAGGCCAUGUCCUGGGGCGCUUCGGAUGCGGUGGCCGUGCGGAUCAACGGGUGGAGGUACAGCGGGCCUGUGCAGGCUCAGACGCUGCUGCAAACGCUGUGCCGCCACAUCUCGCCCAGCCCGGCCGCGUGUGAGCCCUUCUUAGACAAGGACCCCCAUCCGCCGGCAGGCCUGCCGGCCUGGACGUUGCUGGGCCUCUGCGGCGUUUCUGCGCUGCUGGGCCGCUCCUUCCGCCGAAGUCUGCGCUGGGCGCUGGGCCGAUGUCUCCGGAAGGACAAGCGCCUUUGAGGGCGGCGGCGACUCGAAACGGCACGUG